Messenger RNA from Vitis vinifera (wine grape), 1548 nucleotides. Its product is annotated as ATPase GET3A. Gene Ontology annotation, molecular function: ATP binding; ATP hydrolysis activity. The record is from RefSeq and is a predicted model, not a curated record. Gene Ontology annotation, biological process: post-translational protein targeting to endoplasmic reticulum membrane. The coding region runs from base 241 to 1341 and encodes 366 amino acids. Gene Ontology annotation, cellular component: GET complex. The transcript has 8 exons. NCBI's taxonomy places the organism in Eukaryota, Viridiplantae, Streptophyta, Magnoliopsida, Vitales, Vitaceae.
UUUUGACAAUCCGUUCCCACGCCCUUCCCGUACGCCUAGUAGCGCACGUUAGCGCAAACCCUCGAACAUUCGGCGUCGGAAAAGUAUCAAAUCAAAUCUUAUGCCCUGUUUGGCAACUCUCAAAAAGAGAAAUCCGGCUUUUAGUUUACAAAUUGGGAGACGGAAUUCAUAGUUCUUUCAGAUUCUUGUUUUUUUUCUCUCUCUAGAUUUGUGGGUUAGAGAGACAAGCUCCGUUUGUUAAUGGCUUCAGAUCAAGAGUUGUCAGGAACUGUGCAGAACAUACUGGACCAAGAGAGUCUGAAGUGGGUCUUUGUUGGUGGUAAAGGCGGCGUUGGCAAGACUACGUGUAGUUCGAUUCUGUCGAUCCUUCUCUCUAGGGUUAGAUCCUCUGUUUUGAUAAUCUCCACUGACCCCGCUCACAAUCUCAGCGAUGCGUUUCAGCAGCGUUUCACCAAGGCACCCACUUUGGUUAAUGGGUUCUCCAAUCUCUAUGCAAUGGAAGUGGAUCCCAGUGUAGAGAACGAAGAAUUACCUGGUGAUGGAAUGGAUAAUCUUUUCUCUGAGCUGGCAAAUGCAAUUCCCGGAAUUGAUGAGGCAAUGAGCUUUGCAGAAAUGUUGAAGUUGGUUCAAACAAUGGAUUACUCUGUGAUAGUAUUUGAUACAGCUCCUACUGGUCAUACACUUCGGUUAUUGCAAUUUCCAUCAACAUUAGAGAAGGGGCUUGCUAAAAUGAUGUCCUUAAAAAAUAAAUUUGGUGGUUUAUUGAAUCAGAUGACCCGUCUCUUUGGUGUGGACGAUGAAUUUGGUGAGGAUGCACUUCUGGGUAGGCUUGAGGGCAUGAAAGAUGUGAUUGAACAAGUGAAUAAGCAAUUCAAGGACCCAGACUUAACAACUUUUGUUUGUGUUUGCAUUCCGGAGUUCCUUUCUCUCUAUGAAACAGAGAGACUGGUGCAGGAACUGAAUAAAUUUGAGAUAGAUUCGCACAAUGUUAUCAUUAACCAAGUGCUUUAUGAUGAAGAAGUUGUUGAAUCAAAGUUGCUUAAAGCAAGAAUGCGGAUGCAACAAAAGUACCUUGAUCAGUUCUACAUGCUGUAUGAUGAUUUUCACAUUACCAAGCUUCCUUUGCUACCAGAAGAGGUUUGUGGGGUUGAAGCUCUGAAAGCAUUUUCACAUAAUUUCAUAACACCCUAUCAGCCUGUCAUCGAGAAAGGCACAAUGGAAGAGCUGGAGGCAAGAGUGUCAAUGCUAAAGCAACAGUUGACAGAUGCUGAGGCAGAGCUUGAGAGACUGAGAAAAGGAAAACAAAAGGUGGAUAUGACUGGGUUUGGAUCUCAUUUUUGAGGAGUGGACUUUGGAAACUAUACAAUUCAGCUAAACUGAAUGGAAAUGGAAUCCCCCAAAAAGACACUUUUCAAUGUUCUGUUGUUAUCGUCUUUGAUGAUCAAUGUUUUGUAACAUUUUGAGGGGCAACUUUUUUCCAUUGUUUUUGUUUGAUGUUGAGAGGACCUGAAAAGAUGGAUUCUGCCAUUAAAGUGCUUUUCUUGUUAA